AUGUCUGCUGCUUCAGGAGGCCCCGGGGCCAAAGGACAGAGUCCAGCCCCUAUCACUUCUGGAUCUGCUCUGAGGAAGUGUGCAAGAUCAUCUUCCUCUUCCUCCAUCCUGGAUCUCACCUGCUCAGACCUGCUGCUUCAGCCCAACAUCUCUGCGUCCUCCUCCGUGGACGGGGUCUCCGAGGCCCAGCAGCAGGGCUUUCAGUUGUCCAGGGGCUCCAACUUCAACAUCAGCUGCUCCAUCCAGCCACAGUACCCAGGAGGCUCCUUCCAGCUCGCCUUCACCUCCUCCAUCACAUCACACAACUACACCCAGCCAGCUGUCAAUCACUCUGCCCACUUCCUGUUUCCUGCCGCAGAGCCCGCCCACCAAGGAAGCUACAGCUGCGUUUAUCACGUCCAUGUUUUUUCUCAUGACUUCUCCUCUGAGAGCCGUCGGCUGUCUCUCACUGUCUCAGAUCCAACAGUUCCUCUCAUCAUAUUGGUCGUCCGGCCGCUGACUCUGCUGCUGCUGUUGGUGUUGGUGAACGCUGCCCUUUAUUUCUACUAUAAGGCUAGAAGGAGGCAGAAGCCGGGCAGGCAGGAGGACAUUGAGCUGGAUUACUAUAAAAAGGGUGUUUGUGCAGCUGAAGGAGGGCCGACUGAAGAGGAAGGAGCUCAGGGAGCAGAGUAGGACCUCCAGGGAUCAUCUCAGCUGCCACACAACCCACCAUCAGCUCAGUCCAGGAUUUUACACUUUUAUACUGAUGUUCCCUUUAAACAAUCCAGCUGGAAUUAUUAGAUUACAUUAGAAACAUUUUAUUACUCUCAACCACAGGCAGAAAUUGUGGGAGGGUUGGGGGCGUCAGGACACCCCCCCCCCCCCCCCAUCUGAAGGGCGUUCCCCCUUAAAAACCAUUAAAUAAUAUAAUGAUAUAUACGGUGGGGUAUUUAUAUGAAAAAAAUUGGUGGGGCACCAACUAUUUCAAAAGAAAGGCUGUACCAGUACAACUACAACAGGCUACUCUUUCCUGCUACACAAGUGUUUUUUCAACAAUUCAACAGCACGGCCCCACAAACACUUGCAGCUUGCUUAAACCAGGUUUUGUAAACAUAGGCCAACACAGGAGGAGAGAGAGAGAGAGAGAGACAGAAAGCUAUUGCACAAGUUACAUUACGCCUGUCAUAAACCUAAAUUAAAGAUGCACUAAGCCGACACAACCAAACUCAGAACCAAUGAGCCUACAGGCGACAACUUUUUAAGGACACAUACCAACUCUAUGACACAGCAUUAUUGGUGUUCUUCUUCUUCUUAUUUUUAUUAUAACACAUUAUGACAACAAGCUUAACAGAUAAGCACUGACGCACUGACCCCCGUCACCAUCGAUAUCAAUCGAUUACCUCAGUCUGAAGGAUUUAUUAAUUAACUACAAUAACAUGGUUAAGGAUGCGAGAACACACUAUUUUUCUGAACUCAUUACUACACAUAAACACAA
Messenger RNA from Micropterus dolomieu (smallmouth bass), 1474 nucleotides. RefSeq lists its product as uncharacterized. The transcript is spliced from 5 exons. Lineage: Eukaryota; Metazoa; Chordata; Actinopteri; Centrarchiformes; Centrarchidae. The record is from RefSeq and is a predicted model, not a curated record. Bases 1 to 672 code for a protein of 223 amino acids.